UUGUCCAAAGAAAGAAGUGACCCACAUUAAACCAAAAACCUUACAAAUUUUCAUAUGUAGUAUUAAAGAAAUCAAAAACCAUGGAAUCUAUCAAAGUCCAAAUCCCUAAAACAGAUCAAUUCUCUCUUCCCAAAAGCCAAGUCCAUACCUUUCCUCCAUGGCUUCUUCAUUGCGUUCCCAAACUAGUAAAAUCUCCAAUCUUUCUAUUUCCACAAUAAACCCGUGAUCCAAAACUUCCCUUUUUAAUCUUCUCUUUAAAGUUUGGUUACAAAAUCUGCUCUUUUUUCGAUCUUUAUAUAUGCAAAUGGGUUUGUGAGAAAAGCUCAGAUAAAUAACAAAGUCUCUUCCUUUAUUUUCAUUCAUGACUACAUCAUUUUCGAUGAAUCCAUCUUCGUUUCGAGUAAUCUGUAUACUCCAUUCGAUAAUCGCGCUUACUAGUGGAACCCUAAUGAUGUUCUACACAGAGAAAGCUUCAAUCUUUGGACCAGGAAGUGAGAUUGCUAGCAAACUAAAAGGAUCAACGCCACACGAUGAACUACUCAUACAGAUUUCUCAGUCAUUCUCUGGUUUGCUUCUCUUUGCAAUUGGUUUGGUACUGUUCAUGGUGUCCUUUGUGAAAGACAGAGAGUUUCAUAGCUUCUUCGCUGGUGGUUCUGUGAUUCUAUAUGUGUUAAUGGCUAUGUGGAGGGUUCUGUUCGAGUGGAAAAUUGAAGAUCUUGCUUAUGAAUGGCCUAAACAAGCUCUUGGAGACAUUGCUUUGGCUAUUUCUUGGGUUUUCUUUCUUGUUUAUUCUUGGAGAGAGAAGUAUGAUUGAUGAUGUUUUUGAUCUUUUUUUUUCUUGUUUAACAAACUUGUGGGCUAAGGAAAAACCAUAUUUGAUAUAUUAUAUAGUCUUUGAUUUUCAAGUUU
Molecule: messenger RNA, 909 nt
Organism: Arabidopsis lyrata subsp. lyrata
Lineage: Eukaryota; Viridiplantae; Streptophyta; Magnoliopsida; Brassicales; Brassicaceae
Exons: 1
Coding region: 362-814 (150 amino acids)
Source: RefSeq, a predicted model, not a curated record